Molecule: messenger RNA, 1746 nt
Organism: Saccostrea cuccullata (small rock oyster)
Lineage: Eukaryota; Metazoa; Mollusca; Bivalvia; Ostreida; Ostreidae
Product: prostacyclin receptor-like
Exons: 2
Coding region: 84-1097 (337 amino acids)
Biological process (GO): inflammatory response; adenylate cyclase-activating G protein-coupled receptor signaling pathway; positive regulation of cytosolic calcium ion concentration
Cellular component (GO): plasma membrane
Molecular function (GO): G protein-coupled receptor activity
Source: RefSeq, a predicted model, not a curated record
UUAAGAUGUCUCAUGCUUUCAGCAAUUGGGAGGGACAACUUAAAAUUUCUAUUUGAAAUUGGCUUCCUAGAGGGCUAUUGAUAAUGCGGAAUAAAACAGCCUAUCAUAUCUUAUGUGAUGAGAAAGAAAAUGAAAGCGCCAUUCCAGUGUACAUUCAACUGACUCUGGGUGCGUUAGGAAACAUUCUGGCGGCUGUCAUACUGUGGUUGAGCCGCCGUGAACAUAAAUGGCAGUCCUUCUAUGUCCUGUUCUCUGGACUAGUAUUGACGGACCUGAUUCAUAACUGUGUAUGUUAUCCUGCUGUCCUUCGAAGAUAUAUUUCUCACUUUACUUGGUGUUUUCCGGAAGAACUUUGCGAUUUAUUUUCCUUCAUGGAGGCCUUUUUCCACCUUGCAUCCGGCUUGACCAUUGGAGUUAUGACCGUUGAUAGAUAUCUAUAUAUGAAAUCUAAACGUCAACGAUUUUCCAGGCUUAAAUAUGUUGCCCUGUUUUGUACUCUUCUAAUUAUAUCAGGAAUAAUUUCGAGUCUACAGCUUAUAGGAGUAGGCAACAGUCAAUUAUUUUACCCCGGAUCAUGGUGUUUUCUUGAUUUUACGAGCAGAUCUGUGGGUAAUAAAAUUAACGCUUUUAUAUAUUCUUUAACUGGGAUAAGCAUUAUGUUGGUGACUAUUGUCGUUGGAAUCAUAACCAUUUCAAUGACAUAUAAAAACUCUGAGCAUCAAGCAUUACUACUCGACAAUCAACUUGUGACUGGUAUAUAUGACAGUCACGUGACCAAGUUUCUUUUUAUCUCGAUAUUUACAUUCGUUCUCUUGUGGGGACCACUUUUGAUUGACAUUUUACUACACGCUGCAGACUUAACAACAAGCGACAAUGAAAAAGAACUAUGGCUUGUUCGAUUGAUGUACCUGAAUACCCAGAUAAAUCCUUGGCUUUACGUAAUUCUGCGCAGAGAGAGUUUGCGCAGGUUUUUCGUGUGUUGUUUGCGAUGCAGAAGACAGUGUUGCUCUGGAGAAAAAAAUAAUGAAGAAUAUGAUGAGGAGAUUCGUAACAUCGUUAGGAAUGAAGAUGAUGAUGAAGGUUUCAGCAGCUCUUAAUCCUCAAUCAAAUUUCUGUUUCUCCACUGUAACAGUAUUUAUGUGACUUUGACUCUCAUUUGAGCUGCCUGUAGUGUGAAACUUUAAAAAUAAGACUGAAUUAAUUUUAAAAUAAAAACAACAUUACCUAUAACAUGUAUAACAUAAGUGUGAUGAACUUUAAUUGGAAUUUUUCAUCAACACAGAUAAUAAAAAAAAAAAUGUAAUUUAUGAUUAUUACUAGAAACUUUUUUUUUUCAGCAAUGACAAAAUAUUUUUCAUAUAGUUGUACAUUGAUUUGUUAUCUCCCCAUGCAUUCCCAUAUCAUGAGCUUCUAGCAUUACAUUGUAAAUGCAGACAGAGAGAAAAGCUAGUUCGUACUAGGAAGUUAAGGUUAAACAAAAGGAUUCUACAUGAAAAGACCAAAUGAAAUAUAUUUUAAGGGUACUUACCACAAACAAAAAAUGGAUGCGCGGGUUGAUAUAUAUUUUUUGACUGAUUUUGAUUUGAAAUGACAUUAAUAAUAAAUCCCUGAAAUAUAAAGAAAUCGUAGGUUUUCCUUGGUGCUUAGAUAUGAGAUUUUGUUUUGCCUUCUAUAUAACUUCAUACAAAAUUUUGCACAAUUUUUUAACCUUAUGACAAAAUCUGAUAUAAUUCUCCCACUCUACUU